UCGAGCUUCUUCAUGGCCGCUCUCACUUUUGUUUGCGCGUCGCAGUCCUAUUCUCUCACCGGCCACACUUACCAGGCCGACUGAAACUCGAGUACAUACGGUUCACGGAAGCAGGUCGAUAUGCCGAAAGUGCUCAGCUAUACGCCAGAAUGGCUUUCGCGCCCCAGCCCCGGCUAUCAUCUGUUUGCGCCUAAACAGAGCAACGGCACCGUCGCCGCAGCAAAGAGCAAGGACUUCGGGCCACGAAAGACGAUUGCGACAAGGGGCUCUGAAAUCUUUGUCGCCGUCGGACACGAGAUUCGAUGGGCGGAUCUAGUCAACCUAAAGGAAGGCGUCUCGCCAGCAUACCGCACCCUCAAAGUGUCGAUACCACUCCCAAUUUCACGACUCACUAUAUCUCCCGCCGGCGACUACCUCGCGGUCUCGACGUCGCACACUGUACAUGUCGUGGCUCUGCCUGACUCUUCGCUACUCGAAUCUGGCAACGACGACAGCCCCAUCAAACCGAAGACCUUCCAGGUCGGUCCCACCGCGCACGUUCUCGAAGAAUCGCCGAUUGCAACAACACUGUGGCACCCUCUCGGAUAUCAUGGGCGAUGCCUAGUCACUAUCACAAAGGCGGGAGUGGUGCGAUUAUGGGAGGUCAACCGCGCAGACAGGUCGACAUUCAGCGAUCCCAGUCUCUCCAUCGAUCUGGUCAAGUUGAUCAACGCACAAAAGGACCAAGACGAUCUUGGCGCUUCGAUUUACGGAGCUACUAAGGCGUUCUCUCCGGACUCGGUGGAACUGGAGGUUGCGUCUGCUUGCUUCGGAGACUUCCCCGAGCAGGAAGGUGUGCAUGGCUGGGCGCCCAUGACGCUAUGGAUUGCUACCGUCAUUGGGAAUGUCUAUGCCCUGUGCCCUAUUCUUCCGCGCCGGUGGCAAUUAGUCGAAACCCCUGGCGCAUUUACAUGUCUUCAGACAUUGGCCUCCUCCAUCAACAUAAACUACAAUGAGAUGUCCGAAGACGACGAUGCGCCAAAAGAGGACGUCAAAACUUCGGAGAAGCAGCUCUCCUGGUUGUCUGACAUUCUUUAUGAGGAGCCCUUUGUAGAGGCACUGCCGAAUGGUGACUCGGUCAAGGUCUUCAGCCGACCGUUAAGCGCGCCAGCAGUACCGCUUCUGCAGGGCCCGUUCGCAAUUACGCCUCAGGUUGAAGACUUUGAGCUGAGCGACAUGAUUGUCUACUCUCUGAAGACUUUCUCGGAUGGCUCAGAAGAAGAGGCUGCCGAGGGUCUGCCAGCAGCUGUUGUCUGUUUACUGACUGAUACGUGCAAGGUGCAUGUUUGCAUUGAUUUGGAGGGGAUUGUCGGACGAUGGCUUCCAUCGACAGAGGACGAUUUUGAGGUCGCACAAACAGAGCACGACCUUAUCAUCGCAGAGACUAUUACUCUGAAAGGAACUGGCGAAUCAACAUACAACCAGACAAUCACCCAAGACGUACAUACUGACUUCUCCUUCUUCGUCUCGACCGCUAGUGGAGUCACAUACAUAACUAUGGAGCCAUGGAUACGGAAACUUGAGAACGAACUUUCCGAGCCGCACGCAGAGGGUGCCGAUUUCCGCCUGCAGCGGCUCCUUGCGUCUGCUAGCAGCCAGGUCACGCAGUAUCUGGAACGUAGACCUGCACGCAACACUACUGAACAAGAAGUCACUUCAGCCGUCGUUGUUGAAGACGGCAACGUUGGUUAUAUGCUGCUGACCACAGUCAACGAUGAGCCUCAAGCCGCCCUCCUUGACGCCCCCGAAGAUGGUGUUCCGACAGAGGAGGAGCUUGCCGAGUACCUGGAGGCAGCUGUUCCCCAAAAGGAGGUGCGCGAAGCGUGGCGGGAACCCAAGGAGUUUUAUGAGCCGUUCAACCUUUACAACUCGAUCAAUAUUCCUGCUCGACACAAAGCUUCGCUGAAGGACGAAGUUCGGCUAUCACCAGCAAAUCUCGAACUGUUGAUGGACGUUCAUCGGGUCCUGUCUGCGCACACGGAGAAGCUUCAGAAAGCCGUUGCUGAUCUGUUCAACCGUGCCACACGCCUUCAAGACGAUUUCAGAGACCAAGUGUAUCGGACAGCAGAGGUUGUCCCAAAGAUAGACGCUGUCAUUGGUAACGACGAAGAACCCUCGGACAACGGAUCAAUGUAUGGAUCGGCCCAGAUUGACGAUCGUUUGGAGCAGGUCAGAAAGAGGCAAGACGCAAUCAACGCCCGCUAUGAGAGCCUCCGCCGCAAGAUGAACAGCAUCAGCUCGACCGAGCUCAGCGAGAAGGAGGCCAGUUACGUGGAGGAAUUGCAGACGAUGGAUAGCUCCGUGGACAAGUCUAACAGGACACUGACCGGUGAUGUUGAUGGAAGCGAGGUCCCAGCAUGGCAGCGCCUGAACAAACUCAAAGAGCUGAACAAGACGUUGGCAAGCCAAGUGGCAGAUACACAAAAAGAAGCACAGGAGGAGCAAGCGCGUGCGGCGACUGUGAAAGUACCGUCUCAAUCGCGCAAACAGGAAAACGAGUAUAUCCAGGAAAUGCUACAGCGCAACACCGCGCUGGUAGAGGCAGCGACUACUCGUCUGCGGAGUCUCGGCGUAACCAUACCAGUGGAAGGCGAGAGUUGAGGCUCGAAUGCCGAUCGUUAGUUUGGUACUGCAUGAUGUCAGACAUCAAACAAUCAUCUACAGUUAUGUAUUGAUGAAGUUCAUUACCAGGCUGUGCUGUAGUGGGGCAUGAUGUGUAGAGCGCUCGCUUCAAGGCUCCCUGAGAACUAAGAAGAGGAAAUUUAAGCAGAUGGCAAGGUCGAGUGACGGUAAAA
Messenger RNA from Boeremia exigua, 2834 nucleotides. RefSeq lists its product as uncharacterized. The transcript is spliced from 2 exons. Gene Ontology annotation, cellular component: nuclear pore. NCBI's taxonomy places the organism in Eukaryota, Fungi, Ascomycota, Dothideomycetes, Pleosporales, Didymellaceae. Gene Ontology annotation, molecular function: structural constituent of nuclear pore; protein binding. The coding region runs from base 121 to 2640 and encodes 839 amino acids. The record is from RefSeq and is a predicted model, not a curated record. Gene Ontology annotation, biological process: mRNA export from nucleus; ribosomal large subunit export from nucleus; protein import into nucleus.